UUGUACUUCCUCGGGGGUUAGUGUGUUGUGUGUGCUGUGUAUUCCCUCAAACCAUGGCUCUUAACUAUCAGACGUCGACCCUUUCGAUGACUUUGCCGAUUUCGUGCCAGAUAUGUCUCGGCAAGGUCAGGCAGCCGGUAAUUUGUGCAAACCACCACGUGUUCUGUUCAUCCUGCAUGGAAAUGUGGUUAAAGAAAGCUAGCCAGUGUCCCACCUGCAGAGUCCCCAUCACAGCAGAGAACCCCUGCAGAGAAAUCAUCGGAGGUACCAAUGAGAGUGAUCACAUUGAAAGCCCUUCCAUGCGGAAGUGUCUCAGAAAAACCAGAGGAGAACUGCUUUUACGGGAAUAUGAGGAAGAAAUUGAAAGGCUCAUCAGAGAAAAUGAAGAGCUGAAAACAAAAGAUCAGAGUCUGGAGGCACAACUGAAGACUGCUUUGGAUCCCUGCAGCAUUAGCACGGCGCAAACAAGUGACCAAAGAGUUGAUCCCUAUGUCCUGGAAGAAUGGACAAACAAGCUGCGAGCUGCCACAGAUGCUUGUAAUAAAGUAAAGCAGGACAUGGAUAAGCUAAAGGAGGCAAAUAAGGCAUUACGAUCUCAAAAUGUCGACCUUGUACAAGAGAACAUGAGAUUGAAAGCAGAGGUGGCGAGCAGAUCUCCUCAGAAGUUUGGUCGCUAUACUGUGGCAGCACUGGAAGCUAAAAUCCAGCAGUAUGAGCGUGAUGUGGACCACUUGAAGAGGGCACUGGAGCGCAGUGACCAGUACAUUGAAGACCUGGAGUCUCGGGUCAGAAAGACUGAGAAGAGACGUCCUGAAGUGCAGGGAGUAUGUGGGAGUAGCAAGGCUGGGCCAGAAGCUCUCACACAGCAACAGAAAAUCAACAUGAUGAUGCGAAGCUUGAGUGACAAUGAGAGGGAGUCAAUCUGUAGCCGUCCAGAGGCAGAAUGUCGAACAUUUUCUAGAAAUCACAGUUUAAUAUUCAUGCCAUCUGCAGAUCACAAAGAGUUUAAUAAGAAUCUGAGUGAAGAACAGAAAAACAAGGACUUGGAAAGCAGCUCCUCUGACUUUUUGCCCACCACUCCGUCCUCUGCUUUCCGUUCCCUGACUCUGAGAAGCCCUGGCAUCCGUGAAAAGAGGGUUGCUUUUAAACCUGGGUCUUAUCUGAGGAGGCUUGAUUUUGAAGAUUUUCCAAGUCCUGGCAAGAGUAACUGCACCAUGGAGAACCAGUUCAGCAGCCUUGACAAAUUCCCCAAAGGCCUGCCUCCAAAUACUGACAUGGAACCCUCAAAGUCUGUCUUUUGGGGUGGUUGGCAGAGAUCUAAUGCUAAUGACGAGCCAUGCCCAGGUCCAAGCAAAGAAAGCUCUGUUAAAGGAGCCACAUCCACUGAUCUUGUCGGUGAUGAACCUGAUCGUUUCCAGAUGUCCAGCGAGGCCUCCAUGGAUGCAGCUUACCUGGACAAAAUCUCAGAGUUGGACUCCAUGAUGCUGGAUGGAGAGAGUUCCAGUAGCCGGGGAUCACAGGUCUCCCUGGCCUCCUCCCCUCUCACAGACUUGGACAACACUCUUGUCCCAGAACCACAAACCUUUCCUGAUGUCUUGCCAAGCCAUAUUGGCAAACCUGUGAUAGAACCUGACCAGAAGAACCAGCCACCACGAGACGACACGGAUGGCACCUUGAAUGACAGAGUGGCUCCAAAAGGCUCUGCAGACGAAAGUUUUCCUUUGCUGGUGUCAGGUAGGGAGAGCAGUGCCAAUGUUUCUGGUUGUGCAGGGGGUGAAGGCCCUUCUCAGACUGAAGAACUGUCUUUUGAUUUGCUGUUUGAUCCGCUGGAAGAGAAUAAGGCUGGUCCCUCUGGCUCUCUCAGUCCAGCAAGCAGUGACCAUGAUCAUGCAAACCUGUCCUCCUCCAGCUGCACUGAAAAACCUGUGAACACAACAAGAGACAGACACACACUCAACAUGAGCCAGCCAACAAAGAGAAAGUCUCACAGUCCCUUUAACACAAGCAGUCCCACAAAACUUUCAAAGCUCAUGUGAAGGUUUUACAAACUGGACCUGUGUGUUCACACUGUGACGUGACACUUAGUGUCUAUUCAUAAUAAAAUCUGUGAUUGUGAGGCUCAAGUGUAACUUAUUUGUCAUUCUGUCUGUCAGAUAGUUAUUUGUGUAGUCUAUUUGUAGGUCUUGGUGGCUGUGAAAGAGCUUUUAAGGCCAGUCUUGACAGUCUGAAAAUUUGUAGUGCAUCACUUUUGGUGCUGAGAUAUUUUCCAAACACACCUUUAGCACACAUUGUAUGUGUUGGUCAUUUCAAGCUAUUCAGGAAACAUGGGAAUCUUUUUAUGAUGACAUGCAAUAUCUGAAGACAGAUGAACAUGACUAUCAUGGAAAAACAAUGAUAUUUUGAAUUAACUAUUGCAAUGUAAGAGUGUGUUAGGAAAUAAAAUAGUAAUGCAAUGAGAAUGUAUUUUAUUUAUUUUCCUGCAUUUUCUGUGAUUUUCUGUAUGAUUCAGUUCACCUAAAAACUCAGUGACGAUUAGUCGUGGGGUGCCAUAGGCUAUAUUAGCCUAACAUUUUGUUUUUGUGGUGGAUUUUCCAUGUUUUGAUUUUUAGUUGAAGUGGGGAUUCAUAU
Molecule: messenger RNA, 2628 nt
Organism: Toxotes jaculatrix (banded archerfish)
Lineage: Eukaryota; Metazoa; Chordata; Actinopteri; Toxotidae
Gene: obi1
Product: ORC ubiquitin ligase 1
Exons: 6
Coding region: 54-2036 (660 amino acids)
Biological process (GO): protein monoubiquitination; regulation of DNA replication
Molecular function (GO): ubiquitin-protein transferase activity
Source: RefSeq, a predicted model, not a curated record